AUGAAGACCUACUUUGCUCUCGCCGCUCUAGCACAGGCAUUCCUGGUCAUGGCCGACCAGAAUGUCGAGCCUCGCGACCCUUUCUUCGGUGGCCGAGGCGGUGGCGGCCGCGGAAACGGCCCCUUUGGCUGGGAGGCUCCGGCUGCGCUCUAUCUUAAACUAAUUGGCUUUCAACCUCGCCCCCUUCCACAGAAGGAAUGCGUGUCUUCCUACUGGGAAACCGCCACUCCCACCCCCGCCGCCUUUUGCGACUCCGACUCCGACCUCAAAAACUGCGUAUCCGCCGCCUGCUCCGCCCAGGCCGACGAGUACAGCAGCUACUCGGAGCGCUCCAGCUCCCUGUGCAGCAAAUUCCAGUCCUGUGACAGCACCGGCACCUUCACCUACACCCGCCAGACCCCCGACGGCGACUGGCCCUUUGGCGGCGGCUACCACGGCACCCGCACCUGGCCCACCGGUGAGGUCGUCGUCACCGGCUGCCCCUGGGACGGCGACGGCUGGGGGCGCGAGACCGUCACCGUCACCGUCGCGCAGCCCGGCAACACCGAGGCCGUCUUCGCCGUUGAAAAGGCCGUCAAGGACGAUACGACCACCUCGAGGACUCUCGGCCUCGCGGCUGCGACGGGCACGUCGGAUGGCUCGUCUGCCGGCUCCACGAGAGGCGUCAAGAUUAUGGGGCUCGUGCUCGGUGCGGUCGUGGGUACCGCUAUCCUCCUGUAA
This is a messenger RNA of Parascedosporium putredinis, 720 nucleotides long. NCBI's taxonomy places the organism in Eukaryota, Fungi, Ascomycota, Sordariomycetes, Microascales, Microascaceae. The record is from the annotation of a GenBank genome assembly.